CCGUAGCCGUGACGUGCGCGCGGAGAGGCCGGGGACUCGGUGGGGCGCCGGUCGCGGGCGGAGACGGACCCGGCAUCGGUCCGAGCAGGAAGCAAGUAGAAGCCUCCGCCGCCCGGUACCUGUGCUCGUCCGCGUCCUCGCCCUUUCCCUUCACCUCAGUCUCAUUCUCACCCCGCCCGCCAACCUCACCGGCGACAGGUAGCCCCGCCACCGCGCACCUGCCUUCCUGUCCGCACCGAAUACAGUGGAUAGCUCCCUUCAAAAAUGGAAGAUGGAAAGCCCGUGUGGGCGCCACACCCUACAAAUGGGUUUCAGAUGGGCAACAUCGUGGAUAUUGGCCCUGACAGCUUAACAAUCGAACCCUUGGACCAGAAAGGCAAGACAUUUUUGGCUCUCAUAAACCAAGUGUUCCCUGCAGAAGAGGACAGUAAAAAAGAUGUAGAAGAUAACUGUUCACUAAUGUAUUUAAAUGAAGCCACACUUCUUCAUAAUAUCAAAGUUCGAUACAGUAAAGACAGAAUUUAUACAUAUGUCGCCAACAUUCUGAUUGCGGUGAAUCCAUACUUUGACAUUCCUAAAAUAUACUCCUCAGAAACAAUCAAGUCGUACCAAGGAAAAUCUCUUGGGACAAUGCCACCUCAUGUCUUUGCAAUUGCUGAUAAGGCUUUUCGAGACAUGAAGGUGCUCAAGAUGAGUCAGUCCAUCAUUGUAUCUGGAGAAUCAGGAGCUGGCAAAACAGAAAAUACAAAAUUUGUUCUAAGAUAUCUGACUGAAUCCUAUGGAACAGGUCAAGACAUUGAUGACAGAAUUGUGGAAGCUAACCCACUCUUAGAAGCCUUUGGAAAUGCAAAGACUGUUCGCAACAAUAAUAGCAGUCGAUUUGGAAAAUUUGUAGAAAUACACUUCAAUGAAAAGAAUUCAGUUGUUGGAGGAUUUGUUUCACAUUAUCUUCUAGAGAAAUCUAGGAUCUGUGUUCAAGGAAAAGAGGAAAGAAAUUAUCAUAUCUUUUAUAGGUUGUGUGCUGGUGCUUCUGAGGAUAUUAGGGAAAAACUUCAUUUGAGCUCCCCAGAUAAUUUUCGGUAUUUAAACAGAGGCUGCACUAGAUACUUUGCUAACAAAGAAACUGACAAACAGAUUUUACAAAACCGAAGAAGUCCUGAGUACCUUAAGGCAGGUUCCUUGAAAGAUCCUCUGUUAGAUGACCAUGGAGAUUUUAUUAGAAUGUGCACAGCCAUGAAAAAGAUUGGUUUGGAUGAUGAAGAGAAGCUUGAUCUGUUCCGGGUAGUCGCUGGUGUCCUGCACCUUGGAAAUAUUGAUUUUGAGGAAGCCGGAAGCACUUCAGGUGGCUGUAAUCUGAAGAAUAAGUCUACUCCGUCAUUGGAAUAUUGUGCUGAAUUACUGGGUUUAGAUCAAGAUGAUCUCCGUGUAAGUUUAACCACAAGAGUCAUGCUAACAACAGCAGGGGGCACCAAAGGAACAGUUAUAAAGGUACCCCUGAAAGUGGAGCAGGCAAACAACGCUCGUGAUGCCUUGGCCAAGACAGUCUACAGCCACCUAUUUGAUCAUGUGGUGAAUAGAGUAAAUCAGUGUUUUCCUUUUGAAACAUCAUCCUAUUUUAUUGGAGUCCUGGAUAUUGCUGGUUUUGAGUACUUUGAACAUAACAGUUUUGAACAAUUUUGCAUCAACUAUUGCAAUGAAAAACUUCAACAAUUUUUCAACGAAAGGAUUCUGAAGGAGGAACAAGAACUCUAUCAAAAAGAAGGGUUAGGUGUUAAUGAAGUACAUUAUGUGGAUAAUCAGGACUGUAUAGAUUUAAUUGAAGCAAAACUGGUGGGAAUACUGGAUAUUUUGGAUGAAGAAAAUCGCCUUCCCCAGCCAAGUGAUCAACACUUUACAUCCGCAGUUCACCAGAAACACAAGGAUCAUUUCCGACUCACUAUUCCCAGAAAAUCUAAGCUGGCAGUUCACAGGAACAUCAGAGACGACGAAGGCUUCAUCGUCAGGCACUUCGCAGGAGCAGUGUGCUAUGAGACAACCCAGUUUGUGGAAAAAAAUAAUGAUGCUUUACAUAUGUCUCUUGAGUCCUUAAUAUGUGAAUCCAGAGAUAGGUUUAUACGGGAAUUAUUUGAAUCAUCCACAAAUAACAACAAAGACACUAAACAGAAAGCAGGAAAACUUAGCUUCAUCAGCGUGGGAAACAAGUUUAAGACACAGUUAAAUUUGCUUCUGGAUAAACUUCGAAGUACUGGAGCAAGCUUUAUUCGUUGUAUAAAACCUAAUUUAAAGAUGACAAGCCACCACUUUGAAGGUGCUCAAAUUUUGUCUCAACUUCAGUGUUCAGGUAUGGUGUCUGUUUUGGACUUGAUGCAGGGUGGUUUCCCAUCACGAGCUUCAUUUCAUGAACUCUACAACAUGUAUAAGAAGUACAUGCCGGAUAAACUUGCAAGAUUAGAUCCAAGACUAUUUUGUAAGGCUCUUUUUAAAGCUUUGGGCUUAAAUGAAAUUGACUACAAGUUUGGGUUAACAAAAGUAUUUUUUAGACCUGGCAAGUUUGCAGAAUUUGAUCAGAUUAUGAAGUCUGACCCUGACCAUUUAGCAGAGCUGGUUAAAAGAGUCAACCACUGGCUUAUCUGCAGUCGCUGGAAGAAAAUUCAGUGGUGCUCACUCUCAGUCAUCAAAUUGAAAAACAAAAUAAAAUAUCGAGCUGAAGCCUGCAUUAAAAUGCAAAAAACUAUUCGAAUGUGGCUUUGCAAAAGGAGACACAAACCUCGCAUUGAUGGCCUAGUUAAGGUGGGCACCCUGAAAAAACGACUGGAUAAGUUUAAUGAAGUAGUGAGUGCCCUGAAAGAAGGAAAACCAGAGAUGAGUAAACAGGUCAAGGAUCUUGAAAUUUCCAUUGAUGCUUUAAUGGCCAAAAUUAAGUCCACUAUGAUGACAAGGGAACAGAUACAGAAAGAAUAUGAUGCACUAGUUAAAAGCUCAGAGGCACUCCUCAGUGCUUUACAGAAAAAGAAACAGCAAGAAGAGGAAGCCGAAAGGCUGAGGCGUAUUCAAGAAGAAAUGGAAAAAGAAAGAAAAAGACGUGAAGAAGAUGAACAGCGUCGAAGAAAGGAAGAGGAGGAAAGACGGAUGAAACUUGAGAUGGAAGCAAAGAGAAAACAAGAAGAAGAAGAGAGAAAGAAAAGGGAAGAUGAGGAAAAACGUAUUCAGGCUGAAGUCGAGGAGCAGCUGGCCCGACAGCGGGAAGAGGAGUCCCAGCAGCAAGCCGUUCUGGAGCAGGAGCGCCGGGACCGGGAGCUGGCCCUGAGGAUCGCGCAGAGUGAAGCAGAGCUCAUCAGUGACGAGGCCCAGGCUGACCUGGCGCUCCGGAGCUCGGGUUCCCAUCCAGUAACAUCUAAAAUUGAUGGAGCAAGACCCAAAAUGACACCGGAACAAAUGGUGAAAGAAAUGUCAGAAUUCUUGAGUAGAGGUCCUGCUGUACAAGCCACCAAGGCAGCUGCUGGCACCAAGAAAUAUGAUCUUAGUAAAUGGAAAUAUGCAGAACUGCGUGAUACCAUCAAUACCUCUUGUGAUAUUGAGCUUCUGGCUGCUUGCAGAGAAGAAUUUCAUAGGAGACUAAAAGUGUAUCAUGCUUGGAAAUCGAAGAACAAGAAGAGAAAUACUGAAACAGAGCAACGUGCUCCAAAGUCUGUUACUGAUUAUGAUUUUGCACCAUUUUUGAACAAUUCACCUCAGCAGAACCCGGCGGCUCAGCUUCCUGCCAGGCAGCAGCAGAUUGAAAUGAACCGCCAGCAGCGCUUCUUCCGCAUUCCGUUCAUCCGCCCUGCUGACCAGUAUAAAGACCCGCAGAAUAAGAAAAAAGGCUGGUGGUAUGCCCACUUUGAUGGUCCCUGGAUUGCCCGGCAAAUGGAACUCCAUCCUGACAAGCCACCCAUCCUUCUUGUGGCUGGUAAGGAUGAUAUGGAGAUGUGUGAGCUGAACCUGGAAGAGACAGGCCUGACCCGAAAGCGUGGUGCUGAGAUUUUGCCAAGGCAGUUUGAAGAGGUUUGGGAGCGCUGUGGAGGCAUCCAGUACCUUCAGAGCGCAAUCGAGAGCAGACAGGCUAGGCCCACGUAUGCAACGGCCAUGCUGCAGAACCUGCUGAAGUAGACGUCACACACUGCUGCAGCCGGCAGCCCUUGCUCUGGUACUAGGCAGGGUGUGUGCCCCAGAGAUUUAACCAUUCCACGAUCAUGUUAGAAUUACUUACACAAAGUGAACAGAUUUAUUAAUCAUGGCUUUUUGUUGACUUAAGAUUAACUAGGGUAGUGAUUUGGGGACCUAAAAAUGAUUUCCUGUAUCCAGCUCUAACUGUUAACCCUCUUGUUAUUCUCACACUUGUUACACUUGGACAGAUUCUGAUGUGCCUUGUUUUUUGCAGACUACGUUAAGUCUGUUGUAAUUGUUCCCUAGGAAAAGAAAUUUGAAAACAAAAUCCAAAAUACUUGAACUUUAAGAAUGGCACAGUACAAUAUAACUGGAAUAAUGAAACAGAUUAAAUUUUCUUAGAAAAAUUAAGAUCCUUCAAAUGAUCAAGGCACUAAUGUUUUGAUCGGAAAAGCUCUCAACUUUCUUUACUCACUUUUGACAGAAGUUCAUGGAAAUUUCCAUCGGAGGUGGGCAUCUUUAUUUUCCUCCCUCCUUUGCAGUGUAUCUUAGUUCGGAUAGAGCCAUUAGCCUGAAGCUCUGGCAUUAUAGAAAGAGUCUUAAUGUAACUGGUGUACUUUGUGAUCAAGAAGGCACUCAUAGUAUUCUGCACAGAUUUGUUUUUCUUUCCCAUUACAUUGUAUUGUUUUGAGAACAUUUUUCUUAUAUUCCAUGCACAAAUAAAGGAAAUUCAGAUCAUGUAAUGCUUAAAAGUUUUGAGAUAACUUUUGUUUCAUUUAGAAAAGGAAAUGGGUUUUAGGUGGCACUGUGACUUAGCUAAACUGAAUCCAAAUAUUCCUUUAACUUCACCUCAAUUGCAAUUUUUACAUCAAAAUCUUGUCCAGGUGUUUCAUAUGAUUUAAGCUAGUGUUCUGUUUUAAAACAUCCUUGUUUUUAAAAAAUUCCUAGCAUCGUCUUUGGUCUUUGUGAUUUUGGUAAUUGUAGAGCUGUUUUAUAAGCUUUGUAAUUCAAAAGGCUUUGUACUUAGUAAUUGCUUCUUUUGUGUAACUGAUAAUUUAAAAAAAAAGUUUUCCUUGUGUGGAGUUAGUUUUGAUCAAAUGUCAGCAGUUUGUAGUCCAAUAUUUAUGACUCUCAGUUAGGAAUUCGGAGACAAAACUACAUCAAGGAGUUAGGCUGUCAUAAUCCUACAGAGUCUUGUUUGUAUUUAAAAUAAAAUUAGAAAAUAAAAGUAUUCUCUGUGCUUUUUUUUUCUCCUGAUUUUAAAAGACACUAACUUUUGAACUGAAUGUUCAGUGAUUUUUUUUCCUGCAAAGAGUACCUCAGAAAUAAUUCCCAGAUGAUUAGAUUAAUGUUUGUGCGCCACAGACACUUUUAAAAAUUGAUUCUCUCAUAAUGUGUCAUUGUACAGAAAUGUCACUAUGAUACGGUGCAAAUGAUCGUUUUCCAUUAAAGACAUUAAAUGGUCCUGUCUCUGCUGCUGAGACUGCGAGAAUGAGUCCCUUUCCAAGGCUGUGUCCCUCCAUAGACCCACCCACUCUGGGUCCCUGAGGUUGGUGCCGGAAGGUCUGGCUACUGAAAUGAGUGCCCUCUUUCCUCUCCUCAUCAUUCGCCUUUAAUCGGUGUUCUUCUUUGUAUAGCAUGGUGAAUGAUGAACUUCGUUUCUUAACUAGUAACAAGGUCCCUGAAGAAACCUUAAUAACCAGGUAUAUUUUUAAUGACUUGUCCCUUUAGUACUAUCUUCACAAACAGUGUG
This is a messenger RNA of Artibeus jamaicensis (Jamaican fruit-eating bat), 5899 nucleotides long. It is a transcript of the gene MYO6, whose product is annotated as myosin VI. Gene Ontology annotation, molecular function: actin filament binding; ATP binding; microfilament motor activity. Gene Ontology annotation, biological process: actin filament organization; inner ear morphogenesis; endocytosis. The coding region runs from base 265 to 4149 and encodes 1294 amino acids. NCBI's taxonomy places the organism in Eukaryota, Metazoa, Chordata, Mammalia, Chiroptera, Phyllostomidae. The transcript is spliced from 36 exons. Gene Ontology annotation, cellular component: myosin complex; cytoplasm; ruffle. The record is from RefSeq and is a predicted model, not a curated record.